CGCCUGAUGGACAAACUCACCUUCCUGAACAACUACAACAAUGGCAGCAGGCUUCGCAAGACCUGCAUGUGCUCCAAGGUGGAGUCCCUCCUUGGCGACACCUGGGUCCCUCUAGAGGAUCACAGGGGUUUCCAGCACAACCAGACCAGUGAGCCACGCCAUGCCGAGUCCCUGUUCCUUGACCAAGUGCCUUCUUGGAAUUUGGAGCUGAACCUGCAGUACAGGCUCACCUGUUACAUCUCCUGGAGCCCCUGUGUCAACUGUGCCUCAGAAUUGGCUACUUUUCUAGGGGGACACCCACACAUGAGCCUUAUCUUUGCCGCCCGCAUCCACUCCCUCUCAUCUGGAUAUGAGGAAGGGUUGCGCCAGCUGCAGGCCGCUGGAGCCCAGAUCCACCUCAUGAGUCUGCUGGAGUCUGUGCAACACCAGGGACAAGCCUUUCAGCCCUGGACGGGGCUGGAGUAG
Messenger RNA from Erinaceus europaeus (western European hedgehog), 465 nucleotides. RefSeq names its product DNA dC->dU-editing enzyme APOBEC-3G-like. Gene Ontology annotation, biological process: cytidine to uridine editing; DNA cytosine deamination; defense response to virus. Gene Ontology annotation, molecular function: zinc ion binding; cytidine deaminase activity; RNA binding. Gene Ontology annotation, cellular component: P-body; nucleus; cytoplasm. The record is from RefSeq and is a predicted model, not a curated record. NCBI's taxonomy places the organism in Eukaryota, Metazoa, Chordata, Mammalia, Eulipotyphla, Erinaceidae.